Messenger RNA from Brassica oleracea var. oleracea, 555 nucleotides. RefSeq lists its product as uncharacterized. The record is from RefSeq and is a predicted model, not a curated record. The coding region runs from base 1 to 555 and encodes 184 amino acids. Lineage: Eukaryota; Viridiplantae; Streptophyta; Magnoliopsida; Brassicales; Brassicaceae. The transcript has 5 exons.
AUGGAGGCAGAAGAAUAUAAUCAAAUGAGGACAGAGGAGAAUGAAAUGGAGGAAGAAGCAGAGGACUUGGGGGAGGAUAAACAGAAUGAAAUGGAGGAAGAAGCAGAAGCUGUUGAUGCAGUUGAUGAUAUGAGGUUUGACAUGGACGAAGACUUUAAAAAGGCUGCUGUGUUUAAGCAGAUGGGAUGUUUGUGGAGAGCAUCCAAAUCACGUCUGACCAGUCAGGCCUUUAAGGUUGUCAGCGACUCUUACAAAGAAAGAAGACAGAAUCAGAUUCCUCACACCUGCGGCCGUAAGGGAAUGGUGAGGCUGAGAGAAGAUUUGGUAAAGUCAAGCGAAGAUCCAUCAAAAGUGUCGAGGCUCCGAGUUUGGGUGAAAUCACGAACAAAGAAGGAUGGUACUCCUGUCAAUGUUAAUGCAGCUGAAAAGAUUAGAAAGGCAUCAGAGAUCGAACUUGAGGGUCAUGCCGAUUCAACGACAACGAAUCCAAAGAACGAUAUGCUAUCUCAGAUACUGGGACCUGAUCAACCUGGACGUUUUACAAAGGCCCAAUAA